GAACGUCGUGUUUUAUUGCGUAAACGUAAAAUUAUUCGAACUGAUUUAAUUCGAGCGAUAAUAUUGCACCGAUUCUUCGAUAUACGUUGCGGCAGAAUGGUAAUGGUUAGUGGAUUAAUGCGAGGAUCUGCAACCAAUUCAUCGAAACAAUUGUAUAAAUAUUUACUGCGAGAAUGGCGCAAGCUUCCUCGGGGUGCGCAGGAAUAUUAUAAACACUCAGUCAAACAAAGCUUCAAGCAACACGCGAACGAACCAGAUGCUGAACGGGUCAAAGAAAUCAUAGAAAAAGCUUACGCAGACUCGAAAUGGGUUAUGAACAAGUAUACCAAAGAUUCUGGACAAGCCUAAAGUGAUGUUGAAUCCGAACUUCAUCCAUCUACUUUGCUUCCUUUUUAUAAUUGCGAGCCAAUAAUCUCGAUAGGACAGGAAAGAUGAAUUAUGAAUCAGUAGUUUCUCACGACGGUGUUGGUACCUGCGACUUCUGGAAGGCAGCAAAAAUAUGGCUCAACAAUGCUCAUGUUGUGAACCGCAGAAUAUUGACAGUAAAAAAAUUGCUUUUUUUCCAGUCAAAUGCCGAGAUUCAAUCUAUCCAUUCAUCUCAAUGGAUCAAGAGACUGGCGAGUAUUGCACAACUGUACAAGAAUUGUGCAGCCCCUAGCGAAACAGAUCAUUUACUAGCAUUAGAGUUGGAGGCACCGUGCAGUGAAUUCUUAAGUGAUGGACUUGACGAUCCCUUAAACAAUGGAUCAUUUAUAUCCCUUCAAAAAUUACUUCCCCGUAAUCCAGAGAAAUUUUCACAUACACUGCAGUUGGCAAUCAUUAACAAAGCAAAUGGACGAAUUAGCUUUUUUUCUCAUUUCCUCGAGGAGUCUAAGCAAUCUUUAGGACCCAAAUGGUCGUACAGGAUGGAACAUGAUGCAGUACUUAGUAAACUUUCAUUGUAUGUUGAUGGGAAAGAAGAAGUAUGCGAAGAUUCUAGCUUUAAGUGGCUGAAGGAACAAUUUUUUCCACGUUUUGUCAAGUGGGCAAACUCUGAUAGUCCUGGUAGUAGUCUAAUAUCAGGCUCCUUGAAUUUAAUUUCCGCUGAGAAAUAUGCAAUUUUAUACAACAAGUUGAAAAUAAAAUAUGGUACUGAAAUGGUUAAAGUCUGGCCUGAAAACACCGAUCCUGCAAAGUUUGUCUACGAAGAUGUCGCCAUCGCAACUUAUCUUUUGCUCAUAUGGGAGAUGGAAAGAGCAACGAGAGAUAUUAAGGAGAAGCAAUCGUUUGUUGAUCUUGGUUGCGGAAAUGGUUUGUUGGUGCAUAUAUUGGCCAGCGAAGGGCAUCCGGGAUUCGGUAUCGACCUACGAAAGAGGGGAAUUUGGGAUUUAUAUCCUAAAAGUACUCGCUUAGAGGUCCGGACAAUAGUACCUUCGGCAUCGAGUCUCUUUCCUGAAAUCGAUUGGCUGAUAGGAAAUCAUUCAGAUGAACUGACUCCAUGGAUACCUGUCAUAGCUGCACGUAGUUCUCAUCGGUGUCGAUUCUUUCUUCUACCUUGCUGUGCCUACGAGUUUAAUGGACGAAAAUACCAGAGAGAUAGCGCAGCUAAGAGUCAAUACUUCGAAUACAUGAAUUAUAUAAAAAAUGUUUGUCAGCAAUGUGGUUUCAAAACUGACAUGGAUAAACUAAGAAUUCCAUCCACAAAAAGAAUUUGUCUAAUUGGUAGGGACAGGAUAUAUACCAAGGAUCGAACAGAUGUACAAGAAGCUGCUAUUCGGGAAUUGAUCAAUGCCAGGUCUGCUAGUAGAAAAGAUAACGUAACGGAUUCUUCUGAUCCAUCUGAUCAAAGUUUGUGGUCAGCAGAUUUCAAACCUAGAGAAAAUGUAGAACGAGUAAGAAAUUGCACUAAAAUUGACAGAGGACUUAUUUCUGACAUAGUUAACUUAGUAGCGGAACAACUUUUGUGCAAAGUUCGGAUGAUAGAUAUACAAUCGUCAAACGAAAAAUGGAAUGCUGGGGGUCAAAUAGAAUUGAGCGAGGUUGCGCGACUGUUACCUCAAGAAGCAUUGAAAGAACUAAAGAGUGAAUGUGGUGGCGUACAAACGUUAUUGAAAAAUAAUAGCCAUAUAUUUCAAGUGAUACAGGGAAAGGUUCAGUUCAGAGUACCUGGCACUCGUAUAGAUGUAACGCCGAAAAAAAAUAAGCGAAACAAUUCUAAACUUGCAAAGAAGACAAAGCCCUGUUGGUUUUACCUGAAUCACCCUAAUGGAUGCCCGCUUAAUGAGGAAAUAUGUUGUUACAAACACUGACUGGAAAUAAAUUGAAUCAAUGUA
Diprion similis is the source of this 2312-nucleotide messenger RNA. RefSeq names its product probable tRNA (uracil-O(2)-)-methyltransferase. Bases 432 to 2288 code for a protein of 618 amino acids. The transcript is spliced from 4 exons. Gene Ontology annotation, molecular function: metal ion binding; tRNA (uridine) methyltransferase activity. NCBI's taxonomy places the organism in Eukaryota, Metazoa, Arthropoda, Insecta, Hymenoptera, Diprionidae. The record is from RefSeq and is a predicted model, not a curated record. Gene Ontology annotation, biological process: tRNA methylation.